AUGGAAGUUAAUGAAGAGAAUAAAGCGUUAAAAAAGUUUUUUUUACAACUCCCUAUCAAGGCAGAUUUUGAUUUCAAUAAAAAUGUUAAGAAAGAGAUUCGUAAAGCUUUAUUUAUGUCGAUUUCCGCCAAUGGCGAAUGUUUGAAUUGGCUAUUCCCCAGUGCAUUUUUAGAUAGCCACUCUUAUAAUAGAGAUGACAUGAUCAAGAAAGUGGAAGAUGACUAUGAAUGGACCUUCAAUAACUAUUAUAAAGCAUUAUUAUCGAAACGAGAUCCCAAACAUGACACUCACAGUCAUCGUGCUUACCAUAAAAAUCUGCCUUGUGGAAGAAUUUUUCGAAAAGGGGAGCCAAUACAUCGAUGUUUGACUUGCGGAUUUGAUGAUACUUGUGCUUUAUGUUCGCACUGUUUUCAACCUGAGUAUCAUGAAGGACAUAAAGUGCAUAUUGGUAUCUGUCAGCGUGAAAAUGGUGGUGUUUGUGAUUGUGGAGACCCUGAGGCGUGGACUCGAGAAUUAUUUUGCCCUUACGCUGUUGAUGAAGAUUCGGCUUCCGUACAUGAUCGAGAAAUACCAGAAAGAUUGGCAGCAUCGAUUGUAACUACGAUAGCAACUAUUUUGGACUACAUGAUCGAUGUCAUAAUACAUAGUGACUUGCAAUUCCAAAACCCAGAAGAAACGACCGUACAUGAAAUUGAAUCAAAUACGAUAAGCAGCAGUUUAGAUCCGAAGAAAUAUGGUUGUCAUGAUAAUGAGUUUGUUGAUGCUACCAACGACCAAUAUUAUCUAAUGCUAUAUAAUGAUCAAGUCAGGUAUUAUCGAGAUGCAGUACAAAGGGUUCAUUUGGCUAGUAAAAAAGUGAAGGACUUUGCAAUUAUGGUGACCGACAAAGUACAAAAAUUUGGAAAAGCAAAAGUGAUAAGUUCACGAAAUAUUCAACUUUUGUUAGAGAGGCAGAAAAUAUUAAGUGCGACGGGACUAGCAACAUGUAUAAGAAGUCAUAGGGACAUUUUCAGAGAAGACAUGUGUGAUGAACUUGUACUGUGGCUUAAUGAUUUUUCUGAAAGUGAGCUUUUCAAAACAAAUACAGCUGUGAAAGAUUUGUUUUGUCGAGCUUUUUGCGAAAAGUGGGAGAACGGCCUUUUAGGGGGGAGUGUGAGUGAGACUACUUAUAAUUACAGGGUGGGAACGUUGGACCCUUUUCUUAGAAUCCCAAAAAUUUCUUCAAGAGAACAAACUGCUAAUGGUCAUUGGUAUUACUCCCCCUCUAAAUGGAAAUUGUGUGAUGAACUUUGUCAGGAAUGCAAUUAUAAUAUAAAUACUUCAGAGUUUCAGAAAAACGUUAGUCAUCAUGGAUCUAGACUUCAGUAUUUGGUUUAUUUGGAUGUCCGGUUUUGGAAGGAUACUCGUGCAUUAUUGCACGACAUGUAUUCCACGUCUUUGAUUAUCAACUUGCGUUACAAAAACAUAAUAUGCUACCAGUAUGUGGACAUAUAUCCAACAAUUGUAGAUAUGUAUCUUACCAUGGAUAGAGAGCCUGAACUUAGUAUUAUGCCAACAUUGUCAACACAAUUAUUCACAUGUCCUACAAACUCCGCCGAAAUAAUUAAACAUGGAGAUUUGACCCAAAUACUAGCUUCUAUUUAUGGGUUUUUGACUGCAGAGCAUGUAAAAGCUCCUGGAGACAUAGAUAGGACACAUCGAGUAUCUAUAAAAAGCUUAAAAAAUAGGCGAUGGGGUCAAAUAUUUUUUGAUCUCAGUUACAUAUUAACUAGAAGCAAGAACUCAAAGUUUUUGCCCAAUAGUAAUAUUGUCCCCAUGACUUGUGACAUGCUAGUUUUAUUUCAAGGUAAACCCAUUUUGAAACGAGAAAAGGCAAAUCAUGUUGAAUAUGAGAGUCCAGAUUACUCUGUUUUUUUCCAAGCAGUUCUGGUGAUUUAUCAAUUUGGUGAAGUUAUUGCGGGGGCAUUGAAGACCACGCGAGAAACAGAAUUAUGUGACAUAUUGCACAACUACCAGUUGGCAAUAGAGUAUGUGCUAGCAUUUUUGGUUAACUUUGAGAACAAAAACUUUCCAGGUUUGGUUGAUGAAGAAGUCGAUCUUAAUCUAUCAGUAGAUAAAACAUACAAAGUCGAACCAAACACUGGAAGCCUAAUACAAAUCAGUGAUAUCGAAGAAGACAAAGUUAGUUUUUUGCAUCCGGUUCAUUCAUUUUUGAGUUGGUUGAUUGAGUUUUCACGAUUCAAUAACAUCAAUGAUUUGAUUGAUGUUUUCCAAACUGUAAAACUCAAACACAUUGGAUCCGAAACCCCUGGUCUUGAAGUGCUUAUAUUUGAUUACCCGAUUAAGACCAUUGUACUCAUUUCACAAAUUAAAGCAGGACUUUGGGUUCGGAAUGGGUUUAGUGUCAAAUCACAAUUGCAAUUGUACAAGAACACGAGUCUUCGUGACCAAGGUUACACGAGAGAUUUAUUUUUAAUUCAAGUAUUUGCUAAUCUUGGUCAUCCCGAUGUUGUAACCUAUUUAAUUCUUGACCGUUGGAAGCUAUUAGACGAUUGGUUACAGAAUGAACCAUCACACAUAUACGAUGUUAAGGUCUUGCCAUAUAUGCUAGAAGAAUGUUUAAAUUUCUUCAAUCAUUUGUUGACAGAAGAUACACAUUUGAGAGGAUACGACGAAGAAACUCUAAUCAAAAUAAAAAUUCAAAGGGAAAUUAUUCACACGUUAUGUUUUGGUCCUUUGGGAUAUUCAAAGCUUUGUUUUCAAAUUCCGGACCAUAUUGUUGCCGACAGAAGAUUCGAACUUAUAUUAAAAUCAAUGACUCUGUUCAAAGCACCAAAGGGAUCAAAUGAUUUUGGAGUAUAUUAUCUCAAAGAUGAGUAUCUUGACGAUGUUACCCCUUACUAUUGCCAUUAUACUGCCAAUGUAAAAGAUGAAGCAAUAAAGUUUGUGAAGGAGAGAAUAAGUAAAAAGAAAGGGAAACCUGUUACUGAUGUUAUAAUUGAGCCAAAAAGAAUUAAAACAGAAGAAUUGGGAAUAUAUAAGCAUGUUGGAAAUUUUGCCACUUCGACCCAUUUUACAAAUUUUUUAAUAAAAGUUCUUCUUUUCGUUAGCAAGCGUGAUACAAAGUUCGUGGAGAGUUUGUUGGAGACUGUAUUGCAUUUGAUUCAUAUUUGCACUCUUGAGCAAACUAUCAAUAUUGAAAAAUAUGGUAACUUCUUCGAUAGGUUUAUCAACUGGUCAGAGGAAUUUAACACGUCUAUUGCUGACUUGUUGUAUAAAAUAUUACUUGCUGAAGAAUUCAAGUUUUCCCAUACCAAAAUCAGGAGUAUCUUCAGAGUGUUCAAUCAAAAAUACCCCAGUUUUAUACCAACCUUGAAAUCACGUCGUUCUGAGUUUGAUAUUUCAAAAGUGGAUUUAUCAUCUGAUGAAGUCAAUAAUGAAGAUGAGCUUGGUAAGAAAAAACGUAUAGCCAAAGAACGCCAGGCAAAAUUGAUGGCAAAAUUCAAGAAGCAACAAUCUCUGUUUCUUAAAAAGAACCAAUUUGAAACAAUUGCAUGUGGUAGUGAUACGGAAAUGGAAGAGUUGGAUGAUCAUGCUGCAUGGAAAUUUCCGGAGCAUCACUGUAUGUUGUGUCAAAAUGCUGCUGAAGACGCCGGUCCAUUUGGAAUAAUAGCAUACAUCUCAAAAUCUUGUGAGUUCCGAAAUGUUCCUUUUAAUGACGAGUAUUGGUUUUUAAAGGCAUUUUCGGAUAAUGUGGACCUCAAUGGCAAUGAAUACGAGCUAGAUAUAAAUCAAUCGUUACAUAAUUCACCUCGUACCAAGACGUGGACUUCGUUUAUGCAGCAAGUGAGCAAUUCGAGUGUUAUUGGUCCUGGUUUCAAGUUAAAUGAGUUCAUUGAGAGUCAUUUUGUUGCACUGAGUUGUGGACAUGGAAUGCAUUACCAAUGCUAUGUAAACUACAUCACUAAUAGUCGAAACAGACAAAAUCAGAUUACCAGAAGUACUCCUGAAAACAUGGACAGAAAGGAAUUUCUUUGUCCUCUCUGUAAAGCUUUGAACAAUAUAUUUAUUCCAAUUUUAUGGUCAAGUAAUAAUAGAAGUUUACUGGAGUUUUUACGACCAUAUUCUGGUGUUAGUCCAUUUCUUGAUUUAGACUUGAAUUAUUCCAAGGACAAAAACUGGACGGAAAGGUUUCAAAGAUUUUCCGAGAAGGAGUUUGAUUCAAGAUCUAUUUUGACAAGCAUCAGUAAGGAAAUGAUUUCAAUGGACCUGUCGAAGGAACUAACUAAACAGCAAAGAGAUUUCCGUCUAAUGUUGAGUGAUAUGUUCCAGACUUUGUCGUUGUUUACCUUUCCACAGGUUUUCAAAGCAGAUUCAGGCUUUGUUUUAAUUGAUACUAUCAAAUCUGUUGAAAUUUCUUUGCGUGGCGUUUCUUCUGGUGGCCAGUUGAUAAUCCAUCAACUUUCUAAUAAUACAUUGAUAACAUUGCGAACGUUCAAUGAGUUUAAAAAUUCAAGUACACUUAUGAAGGUGAAAAACUGGAUCGAUCUGCCAAGCCAUAAAAAAUCUGCUUAUUCAAAAAUUUUUGCCUAUAUUUUUGCUUUAUCUAAAAAGUCUAUCAACAAUUAUAUUUUAGAAGUGGAUUUUUUUGAGCAUUUGGUGAACACAGAUGCAUUUCCGUCACUUGGAUUUUCUUUUAAUAGCGUUUUGGAAACAUGUUUCAUUGGUCAUUUGAUACAAAGCCUAAGCAUAAUGGUAAAUGAGAUGAGUGCAAAUUGUUUAAAGAAAAAUUGGGCUUACACAGUGUCGGAUAUUCCAACUGUUGCAGAUAUUCCUCAAGGAAUUUCUCAGGCGGCUAUUAGUUGUUUUAAAAAAUUGUCUGUUUCCAAUGACGUCAGGUGCAUGGGUAUUGUUGAAAGUAGAAAGUUUGGUGAAGUGAUAUAUUCCAUGUUAGUAAAAAUUGCUACACCGUUUCUAAGAAGGGCUGCCAUCUAUGCAUAUGUACAGUGUGCAAAUAUUGACGGUAUUGAUUUUGCAGCAUAUCCAGAAACAGAAAUUGAGGCUGACAGAUUAUGUUCUUUUUUGAGUUUAAAACCCGUUUGUGAAUAUUUGCGAUUAUUUAAUGAGGAGAGCUCCUAUGAAGGAAGCAUAUUUCAUGACUUUCUUACUUUUUCAUCAGCGUUAUUAAAGACCAACGAUGUUCUUCGUGUAAAGAAAUUAGUCGAAUAUCCCGGUAUUGUAAAACUAGUUGAUUUGCCAGAAAGACUUGAUUUCUUUUUCACCAAAUAUUAUUAUCUGGAUAGACACAAUAAUCCAAAUAAAAGAGUUGAAGAUCCAGCAAUCUGUUUGUUUUGUGGUGAAGUCAUUGAUGUUCAGAAACAGGCAAUAGGUUGUAAAGAGGGACAGUGUACCACACAUUACUUAAAGGAAUGUAGUAAUGACGUUGGGAUAUUCUUACUACCAAAGGACCGCUCUUUAUUAUUGUUACACAAUAAUGGCGGCACAUUCUAUAAUGCUCCCUUUUUGGACGAACAUGGUGAAAUUGCUGAGGAAAGCAAAAAGGCAAAAGCGUUGCAUUUAAUGAGGCCAAGAUAUGAUGACUUUAUAAGGAAUAUCUGGUUACUGCAUAAUGUCCAGAAUUGCAUAGUAAGAAGUUUAGAAAAUGUGUUGGAUCCCGGAGGAUGGGAGACGUUAUAG
Messenger RNA from Candida dubliniensis CD36, 5697 nucleotides. RefSeq names its product putative ubiquitin-protein ligase. Gene Ontology annotation, molecular function: ubiquitin protein ligase activity; zinc ion binding. The transcript has a single exon. Lineage: Eukaryota; Fungi; Ascomycota; Pichiomycetes; Serinales; Debaryomycetaceae. Gene Ontology annotation, cellular component: cytoplasm; ubiquitin ligase complex. The record is from RefSeq and is a predicted model, not a curated record. The coding region runs from base 1 to 5697 and encodes 1898 amino acids. Gene Ontology annotation, biological process: ubiquitin-dependent protein catabolic process via the N-end rule pathway; protein ubiquitination.